AUCCACCUCCUCCUCUUCCACCUCCCACAUCCAUCCCACAAACAUCCCCUUCCUCUCACCAUAACCACACCGUACAACUCCUCCUUCCCAUUUCUUGCCCCCACCUUUCUUUUCCACAUUUCUUUGCCCCCAGUUAACCCCUCAAUUCACUUACCUUCUUCUUUGUAAUCAAUCUUCUUUUGUGUAUGUAUAUAUAUGUAUAUGUAUAUGUUUAUUUAUUUACACAUAUAUACAACACACAAUCUAAGUCCUUGAGUGAAUUCUAGCUAGUCUCUUGCUUUUCAUAUAUAUAUAUAUAUAUAUAUAUGCUCCUUCUUCAUCUUCUUCUUCUACUUCAUCCUCGUCAUCUUGAUCUAGUACAAAGCACGUACUUUCUUGUUGGUUUAUAUAGCAUAUGCACAGAGAGAUUAGUUCUCCGGUGACGAUCAGAAAUGUCGGCUCAACUCGCUCCGGAGAACGUUUGCUAUGUUCACUGCAACUACUGCAACACUAUCCUCGCGGUUAGUGUGCCAGGCAAUAAUGUGUUCAACAUUGUCACGGUAAGAUGCGGUCAUUGUUCGAAUUUGCUGGCUGUGAAUAUCGGAGCUUUACUUCAAUCACUGCCUCCUCCCAAUCUUCAGGGAAAUCAAAUGGAGGUAGGAUCUUCUUCAAAAUCUAAUAGAACAUCAGCAAGCAAUUCAGUGGAGAGUGAUCAACAACAAAUGCUGCCAAUUCGGCGUAAGGCUUUCGAUACUAAUUCAUUCUCUUUAUCAGAGCAAGAUUUGUAUUGGCAAGAGGAAUGGUUGGAAAGGUUAGUAAGUAAAAUGCUAAAUGACUAUGAUGUCGAUUUUUCGUAUUAUUCUCUUUAUGCAGCACCAGAGAAGAGACAAAGAGUUCCUUCUGCGUAUAACCGGUUUAUCAAGGAGGAGAUACAAAGGAUAAAGUCUAUGAAUCCAGACAUUAGCCAUAGAGAGGCUUUCAGUGCUGCAGCAAAGAAUUGGGCGCAUUUCCCGCACAUUCAUUUCGGUUUAACUCUCGACGCAAACAAGCAAGCAAAGCUCGACGAGCCUAUCAGUGCACAAGGAAGCCAAAAAGUCUCAGGAAUUCUACUGAGCUAAUGGUGUGUGUGUGUAUAUAUCUAUAUCUAUAUAUAUAUAUAUAUAUAAAUAUGUAUUCUAUUUGUGGAACUUAUCCUAAGAUUUUAUGAGAAUCAUGAUAAACUCAUGCUGCAGUUAUAAUUAUUAAAGUAUCAUCAAUGAGAACCUUGUUUGUUUUC
Messenger RNA from Dioscorea cayenensis subsp. rotundata (Guinea yam), 1255 nucleotides. RefSeq names its product axial regulator YABBY 5-like. Lineage: Eukaryota; Viridiplantae; Streptophyta; Magnoliopsida; Dioscoreales; Dioscoreaceae. The coding region runs from base 432 to 1097 and encodes 221 amino acids. The record is from RefSeq and is a predicted model, not a curated record. Gene Ontology annotation, biological process: multicellular organism development; cell fate commitment. The transcript has 6 exons. Gene Ontology annotation, cellular component: nucleus.